Molecule: messenger RNA, 333 nt
Organism: Spirodela intermedia
Lineage: Eukaryota; Viridiplantae; Streptophyta; Magnoliopsida; Alismatales; Araceae
Source: the annotation of a GenBank genome assembly
AUGGAUUCUCAAGAUCCGGCGGUGGAGCUGCCAAAGAUUGCCCACAUGCGGACCAGCAAGCUCGGAGAAGGCGCCGUAGAUCUCCAGCAACCUGAUCCCACCGCCAACGCUUUCCCUGAGAAGGAGGAGAGGGAAGAUCCAUGUAUGACGCCCAGGAGGUUGGAUGAGAAAGAGGAGCGGCCCUCUGUGUGCCCGCCGGCGCCGAGCAAGCCACGGGUGGAGAAGAGGAAGAGAGAUCCUCCCUCUCAGGGAUUCUUCUCUGUACCUCCUGAUCUUGGGUUGGUGUUCGUCCCGCUCUCAGAGAAGCCAAGGAAGAUAAUUCGUGCAGGAUGA